Molecule: messenger RNA, 421 nt
Organism: Racocetra fulgida
Lineage: Eukaryota; Fungi; Glomeromycota; Glomeromycetes; Diversisporales; Gigasporaceae
Source: the annotation of a GenBank genome assembly
UAAAAGUUAUUGUCCUUAUUGUAAUCGUGCUAAGCAAACCUUGGAUCAACUUGGAACUGAAUAUAUAGCUUGGGAACUAGAUAAUAUGGAUGAUGGGCCGGCAAUCCAAAAUUACCUUUCUGAAAAGACUGGACAACGAACUGUUCCAAAUAUCUUUAUUGGAAAAAAAAGCAUUGGAGGUUCAACCUCAACCACACCAACAGCUUCUACGAAUACAACAGUAUCUAUUGGCAGUUCGGCUUCAACAAAGCAUUACGGAAUAAAUUCUGUUGCUGGUGAACUUAGUGCAAAACGGGUCGCAAAAGGGAAAGAAGUUGUUGGAAAAGAAAUUGCUGCUGUCAAGGACUACGCAUCUAAAGAGGAAUUAGUUAGCGCUGUUUCUCGCCAUUACGCAUCUCAAUCUCCUAAAGAGGACGUUUAA